This is a messenger RNA of Microplitis demolitor, 1419 nucleotides long. RefSeq names its product putative ankyrin repeat protein RF_0381. The coding region runs from base 1 to 1419 and encodes 472 amino acids. The transcript has 2 exons. NCBI's taxonomy places the organism in Eukaryota, Metazoa, Arthropoda, Insecta, Hymenoptera, Braconidae. Gene Ontology annotation, molecular function: protein binding. The record is from RefSeq and is a predicted model, not a curated record. Gene Ontology annotation, cellular component: cytoplasm; nucleus.
AUGUUCGCGUUAGUUCCUGUGCCAAAAAUGAACGUAGCUGUCAGUUACAGUGAAAUUUUCAAAAGUUUAAAAUUAGCUGUCAAAAAUGGCGAUGUUGUUACAGUAGAAAGACUAAUUAUUUCUGUUGCUGAUGAGUCGCCAGUACCUGCGAUAAUUAACGGGUACGCAUUGCUCUGCGAUGCAAUAAAUAAUAAUCAGCAGGAAGUAACAAAAGUGCUUCUAAAAUAUAUCGUAGGUGAAAAAAGUGGAGUCAACACAAAAACUCCACUCUACACCGCAUUACACUACGCGAUAUUGAACGAUGACUUCGACAUCACAAAAAUGCUCAUCGAUGAAGAAGCCGACAUCGACAAACCAGCAGAUCUCGUAAUUAACAGGAGUUAUUUCGAAAGAAACGAUAGAAAUGCUACAGUAUUCUAUUACUUAUCUGACAAGUGCUCAGAAGUGUCUGAAAAUGGACAAGAACUAGUUCUUAGACAGUGCACGCCUCUACAUGUCGCUGUCAGAAACAAAAAUUUUGACACAAUUGAACUGCUUUUAUGGAGAGGCGCUGAUUCAAACUCCAAGAACUGCUUGGGUAAGCAACCAAUUGACAUUGCUAUCGAUAAUAAUGAUGUUGACAUGGUAAAACUUUUAAUGGGAUAUGCUGCCCAAGACAAUUUGACCAAUUUUAAAAAAUUCUCUGACGGCAGAAAAAAAUCGUUAGCUAAGGAGAUAAAAGAAACUCUGUUGCAGCAAGCGGUUUGUGACCAAAACAACGAGCUGGCGAUAAAAUUAAUUGAUAAUGGGAUCGAUGUUGACAGAGAAGAAAAGAAAUUCAAUCGGACUUUGCUGAUCAAUGCGAUAAUAACAGGAAAUUUGGGUGUGGUAAAGCAUUUGUUGGCUAAGGGGGUCGACGUGAAUAAAUGGGACAACCAGGGACAUACUGCAUUUCAUUUUUUGUUCAUGAAUUCAUUUUACGACUCUGGUAAUUAUGAAGAGCAAAAAGAUAUUACGUUGAAAGUUGCAGAUUUGCUGAUACACCAUGGAGCAAAUGUCAAUGCAGUAAAUUAUCAAGGGCUGACGCCUUUAUCUAUGCUGUCUUAUGAUGACAUUGACAAAAUCGAAUAUCUUUUAAGCCAUAAUGCCGAUUUGAAUAUUGUGACAGAUUCCGGAUUGACAAUAUUUACAGAGACAUUGAAUGACUUGCAGGAUGUUCUUGGGUAUUCGGAGCACGACGAUUUCUACGGUGAUGAAAAAAUAAAAAUUGCCAAAGUGGCUGAGGUUUUUGUCAAACAUAUCGUUAGAAUGCUGUGUAAAAAUCAGUUUAGGACGAUAUUGAUCGGCUGUCCAGUUACGUAUGUAGUAGGAAGUUCAUUGACUUUAUCACAAAAUCGGAUAAGUUUAGAGAACAUUUUCCCAUUUAUGGAAAUGAUUUAA